UAUGACAGAAAGCACAUGGCUCUAUUUAAUAAUUUAGAUUUCCCAUAUGAAUAGAAUAUAAAUAGAAAUGUCUGAGGAAGAGAUAAAGCAAAUAAAAGGUCCAGCAAAAAUGGAGAAGAAAAGCAACUGUAAGGUCUGUGUUACAGGAGGUGCAGGUUACAUAGGUUCUUCUCUUGUAAACAAACUUUUGGACAGAGGCUACACUGUCCACGCUACCCUCAGGAACUUAGAGGAUGAAUCAAAGGUGGGGCUGUUGAAGAGCUUUCAUGGUGCAGAUGAAAGACUCAAAUUAUUUCAAGCUGAUGUUUACAAACCAGAAGAGUUUGAGCUGGCAAUUCAAGGCUUACAAAAAUAGAACUGAGGCUACAAUUGCUGCAGUGAAGAAAAUUGGAAUGACUUGCCUUAAAUCUGGGACAGUAAAGAAGCUUAUAUAUACUGCAUCUGUGGUUGCUGCUUCUCCAUUGAAGGAUGAUGGGACUAAUUUCAAGGAUUUGAUGGAUGAAACGUGUUGGACACCUCUCAAUUUCUCAAAUCCUUAUGCCGAUCAGGGGCUUAAGGUGAGCCUAAUGUAUUUAUUUACCUUCCUAUAUGCUGCAUUAAAGCUCUUAUGUAGUUUAACCACUCUUAGUAAGACCGAGCUUCU
Nicotiana attenuata is the source of this 643-nucleotide messenger RNA. RefSeq names its product dihydroflavonol 4-reductase-like. Gene Ontology annotation, molecular function: oxidoreductase activity, acting on the CH-OH group of donors, NAD or NADP as acceptor. Lineage: Eukaryota; Viridiplantae; Streptophyta; Magnoliopsida; Solanales; Solanaceae. The record is from RefSeq and is a predicted model, not a curated record. The transcript has 3 exons. The coding region runs from base 68 to 355 and encodes 95 amino acids.